Odontomachus brunneus is the source of this 11770-nucleotide messenger RNA. Its product is annotated as ATP-binding cassette sub-family A member 5-like. The transcript is spliced from 25 exons. The record is from RefSeq and is a predicted model, not a curated record. Lineage: Eukaryota; Metazoa; Arthropoda; Insecta; Hymenoptera; Formicidae. Gene Ontology annotation, molecular function: ATP binding; ABC-type transporter activity; ATP hydrolysis activity. Gene Ontology annotation, cellular component: membrane; intracellular membrane-bounded organelle. Gene Ontology annotation, biological process: transmembrane transport; lipid transport. The coding region runs from base 649 to 5949 and encodes 1766 amino acids.
GGAAGGGGCUCGGGGGUGUUGGAGGGCCGUGAACGCGUCCGCGGCGUCCGGCGAUCUCUCGCGCAGUCUGGUGCCGCCGGUCACGACAGACUUACGUGCCGUUUCUGUCGUUCAGUCGACGAGACCGUGCGAGCGCAGUCGCGAGACGCAGGGGCGGCGAGAGGUCGCGAGAGAGAAAUCGCCAGGUCGUGUGUCAGCGGAAGCAAUUCGCGACUGAGGAGUUGCGACUCAGCGAAGUCUCCGCGCGCGGAAAAAGGGAGAAAGAGCGAGCUCGAAAGGGAGGGAGAGAUAGAGAGAAAAGGAGAGGAAGGUCGAGUGGAAUCGAGCGGAUUCGCGUGAAACCGCGACACCUCUUCGCUACUUCGUUACCCCGCUCGUCUGCUCGAGCAAGUGACAGCCACAGGGAGCCAUCGGUCGUCCCGGUGCGGGUGUGACGGCAAGUGGAAGCGACCCCGGGUCACGGGCAGGGCGAUAACGACGUCCGAUGCCACCGUGGCGCGCGAACCGCGCUGGUGAACCGCGCUGGUGAACUCCGCGGUGGCAGGAUCGCGAAGAUGAGCGACGCGGCUCGAUCGGCGCGCAGGGUGGGAAGGUGAAACAGCGACUCGCAACUAAGUGAUGAUUUUCUUGCGGACGUGAUCCAGGCGAAUGGGACAACGUGGGAAAAUCGAGUGGGAGAAUCAGACUGCGGAAGGUUUAUUCCCUUGGACCUCGUUUAGGCACGUCCCUAAAUCACGUUCAUCGACCGGAGGGAAGUUUGACCUGGUUGCGGUCGGAGAGGACGAGUGGGCGAAUGCAUCUCGCAGGAUGAAUUCGUGCGCGGUCUACUUGUCCCAGCUGCGGGCGAUGCUCGUGAGGAAUCUCCUGCUGAAGAAACGCGAGAAGCGGAAGACGAUGACGGAGAUCUUCCUGCCCCUCUACACCCUCGGGAUCUUGAUCGUGGUGAAGAUCCUGAUUCCGAACCCGAACUAUCCCGCGAUGACGACGCAGCAGCGCGAAACGGAGAUAUUUGAAAUACACAACGGCUACACGAACAUCACUAUCGCCGUGGUGCCCAAUUCUACGGAGACCCUCAGCUUCUUAAGCUCCAUGAACACCCUCUGGCUCUCUAUGUGGGAUUAUCCCGGUAAGUUUCCCUUAAACUUCAUCGUGUUCGACACGCAGGACGAUCUGCAGGCGGCAUACUGGAAAGAUCCUUACAGCGUACCCAUAGCAGUUAUCUUCGAAGAUUCCCAGCCGAUAACACAGCGUCUCAUGUAUGAAAUUAGGACGAAUCCUUCGUACCUCUCGCCACCUUCGCCGACCGAACUGUAUUCCACUCCAGUUACCUGUCGAAGGGAUACCACUCAUUGGUUAGGCGACAUGUUGUCGAUGAAGAUCGGCGGAUCCUGUCCCGUCAACGAUUACUUGUAUUCCGGCUUCUUGUUCCUACAAAUGUUAAUAGACGUCACAAAAAUAAGAUUGGACACGGGAAAUCCCGAUCUGACCGUACCGGACAUCAAGCUCCAGAUAUUUCCGAAGGAUGCAUUUACCGCGGAUUGGAUGGUAGCCUUCAGGGUAGUCAUCCCGCUCUACACAGUCUUGGCGCUCUCGCAAUUCAUCACGUAUCUCCUGAUUUUGAUAGUCGGCGAGAAGGAAAAAAGGAUCAAGGAAGGGAUGAAGAUCAUGGGCCUAAACGAUUCUGUAUUUUGGUUGUCGUGGUUCAUUGUCUACGGCGUCUUCGUCCUCCUACUUUCCGCUGUCGGGGUAAUACUGCUGUUCACUCUACAGAUGUUUCAACACACGCAUUUCCUGCCGAUAUUUCUUCUGGUGGUGCUAUACAGCUUCUCCGUGAUCAUGUUCGCCUUCAUGAUCACGCCGUUUUUCGACAAGUCGCGCACGGCCGGUGUUUUGGGUAACUUCGCCGUCACGAUUCUGAGCUUGAUGUACUUCAUCCAAGUAUUCGUGGACGACUCCUGCUCGAUCUCGUUCUGGCUGGUCUCUCUACUCAGCCCGACUGGAGUCGCUCUGGCGAUAGACAAGGCUCUCGUGCUGGAUCUUCAGGGCCAGGGAGUGAAUUUCGACAACCUAUGGUCCGGGCCUGGGAUACCUUUCGGUGGCAGUCUCAUCAUGAUGACUCUGGACAUAUUCUUGUACGGCUGGCUGGCCUACUAUCUCGAUUCCGUGAUACCGAGUGAAUAUGGCACGAAAAAACCACCUUGGUUCUGCUUCCUACCCGGAUUUUGGUGUCCAAGGAAAGUCCAAAGGGUACCGUCGUCGAAUGGCGAGUCGAACUCCUUCAUCCCCGGCGAGGAGGCGAACCGCGACAUAGAGCCGGUGGUGCGCGAGAUGAAGGGUCGCGAGGCGAUCAGGAUAGCCGAUCUGUACAAGUCAUAUCACAAGUGCCGGCGCUCGGAGACCAAGGCGGUGAACGGCAUCAAUCUGACCAUCUACGAAGGUCAGAUCACCGCUAUACUCGGCCACAACGGCGCCGGCAAGUCCACUCUCUUCAACAUCCUCACGGGCCUCACCGCGCCCACCGCUGGCACCGCUCUGAUCUUCGGCUACGACGUGCGUGACAGCAACGACAUGCGGGCGAUCCGCAGCAUGACCGGCGUAUGCCCGCAGCACGACAUCCUCUUCGACCUGCUGACGCCGCGCGAGCACCUUGAGUUCUUCGCCGCGGUACGCGGUAUACCGCGCUCGAUGAUACAGCACGAGGUGAAGAAAACCUUAAAGGACAUCGACUUGAUCGAGCAAGCGGAUGCUUUCGCGAAAUAUCUUAGUGGUGGUCAAAAGAGGAAGCUGUCCGUAGGAAUAGCGAUAAUCGGAGAUCCCAAGAUCGUCAUCCUCGACGAACCCACCGCCGGAGUGGAUCCGUAUUCCAGAAGGCAAAUGUGGUCCUUACUACAAUCGAGAAGACACGGAAAAGUGAUAUUGUUGACGACACACUUCAUGGACGAAGCGGACAUACUUGCUGACCGAAAGGCGGUGAUUAGCAAAGGGAAGCUCAGGUGUUGCGGUAGCUCAUUGUUCCUGAAGAACAAGUUCGGCAUUGGAUACCACUUGACGUUGGUGUUGGAAGGCAACGCCAGGGAACACGCCAUCACCCGCUUAGUGAUGUCGCACGUGACGAAAGCGGAAAAGGCGAGACGUCAUGGUCGCGAAUUGAGUUUCAUCCUACCUCACAAUUGCGUGGAUAGCUUCGCGCCUCUGUUCUCCGCCAUUGAGCAUGAGAUCAAGACCAGAUCGAGCAGACUCGGCAUCAACAGCUACGGUGUGUCGAUGACCACCUUGGAAGAAGUGUUCCUGCACCUGGAGAAGGACGAGGAAACCGAGUGCACGAUGGAUAAUCUGUCGAAGAAGAUGGUGCGCAAUCGCGCACUCAGCAGAUCGCUCUCGUUACAGUCCAAGAGUACGUCAUACCAGAGCUUGCAAAACGAGGGAGUGACUGUCCAAGGCGACAAUCAAGCGAAAGGUACGAGCGAUCUACCGGACGGCGUUCAUAAUGACAGAAAUCCGCCCGUCCUCGGCCUCGGCUUAGACCCCAUCAAGGUCCGGCCUAACUUCAUGCAGACUUUCUACGCCAUGCUACGCCUACGGGUGCUCAGACUCUUCAGGAAUAUACAGCUGCUCUAUUUCACGAUCGUCGCGCCGCUCGCUCUGAUAGUGCUCGGCCUCUACUUGCACAGCAUCCAAACGAUCGACAUCAAGAUGCGAUCGUUAAAACUUAAUAGCCAUACAUACGGUGACGAGACUAAGAUUCUCUACAUGAAUAAUACCGAUCGCGACAUUACCGACUUAAUGGACAGCAUAACUCAAGACGCGAAGUACAUUGAAGAAUACGACGGCGAUUUCGCAAAUUUACUGAAUAUCGCACCACACAUAGCUGCAUUCAACAUUAACAGCUAUAGUCCACCGCGAAUGAAUUUGACUGUAGUCUACAAUGACACGAUGCAACAUUCCCUGCCAAUCUUAGUGAACAUUCUUUCGAACGCUUAUCAUAGAUUGAUCUCGGACAAAAGCGAACCUAUGCCGAUCGAAGUGAAAACGCAUCCCUUCCAACAAACAUCGCAACCGCAAGGGUUCAACAUCGGCAUGGCCAGUACCGCUCUCUUCAUCGGUAUGGACUUCGUGUUAGUGCCGAUUACUUUGGCAGUGGACAUGGUGUACGAUCGCGAGUGCAAGGCGAAGAACCAACUUCGUGUGAACGGCCUGUCGUUUCCCAUGUACCUUCUGAGCUACUUCAUCGUGCUGGUCGGCCUGAUGACCUUCAUCUGCAUGUGUAUCCUCGGCAUUAUCUUCAUGUUCGACGUGCCUUCGCUUCAAGAGUCACCAGCGCUCAUCGCCCUCAGCACCCUCCUCAUGCUGUACUGCCCGUCGGCCAUCCUCUUUGCGACCUGUCUCAGCUACAUGUUCGAUAAGAUGGACUCCGCGCAGAGCAUCUUGCCGAACAUCGCCACUUUCUUCGGGCUGGUACCGUUCAUCAUGGUCAUGAUCAUCGACAUGCUGGAACUCGGUGGGACAGCGGCGCUCACAUUGCACGUGAUCUUCUGCCUAUUGAACAGCAUGUACGUACCGUACGCCGCGGUGUACUACGUAGACCGCGUUUACCUCAUGUGCUCGAUCAACGCCGCUUGCCAUCACCUCACCAUGUCCGAUUACCUCACCACGGAGAUCAUAGUGAUGGUCAUCGCGGUGCUGCUGCACUGCCCAAUGUGGUUCUUUGUGCUGGUUCUGCUGGAUAUCAAGAAGAACGGCGGCAAAAUCAGCGAGUACUUCAAGUAUUACCUGAGGAAAGGCAGAUCCAUCAGCGAAGAGAUCAUAGAGAAUUCGGAUGUUGGCGAGCACGAAGACGCGGACGUGAAAACCGAGCGGCAGAGGGUUUUCAAUCUCGUCAGCUCGUCGGCUGUUCAGGAGCCGCCCGUGGUUUUGGUACAGAAUCUGAGGAAGGAGUACCGGCAUCAAGAAGCAAGCUCAUUAUGCAGCUGUUGCUCGAAACACGAAGAACAGACCACGCAGCGGAAGGUCGCCGUGCGGAAUAUCUCGCUGGCUGUGGAGCCCGGCGAAGUGUUCGGCCUUCUGGGCCAUAACGGCGCCGGCAAGACCACCACCAUAAGAAUCAUCAUCGCGGAGGAGUCAGCGACGAGGGGUAGAGUGCAAAUUGGCGGUCAAAAUAUUAACAUUCACAUGACGGACGCCUUCAAGCAGUUGGGCUAUUGUCCCCAGCACGACGCCCACUGGAAGAAUAUCACUGUGCGGGAGCAUCUGGAGUGUUACGCCGCGAUACGCGGUGUUCCCUGGGGCGACAUCGACAGAAUCGUGGAUCUCUAUCUGUCCGGUCUGCAAAUUCAGGAGCACGCCGACAAGCAAACCCAGGAGUGCUCCGGCGGAACUAAAAGAAAACUCAGCUUCGCGUUGGCGAUGAUCGGUGGGCCCAAAGUGGUCCUCAUGGACGAGCCAAGCACAGGCAUGGAUCCCAAGUCGAAGAGAUUCCUGUGGGACACGAUCCUCGCUAGUUUCCAGGGUGGUAGAGGAGCCAUAUUGACCACGCAUUCCAUGGAGGAGGCCGAUGCCUUGUGUUCGAGGGUCGGCAUCAUGGUAAAGGGUGAACUAAGGUGCAUCGGCUCGACCCAGCACCUGAAGAACCUUUAUGGGGCCGGCUACACCCUCGAGAUGAAGCUUUUGGGUGGUGAUUGCACGCCGACAACUCCCUCCGGCGACAGGGUUGCCAGCCUCAAAGAAUUCGUCGCUGGUCUCUUUCCCGACGCCACACUGGAGGAGAGCUUCGCUGACAGGCUCGUCUUUGCCGUGCCCCAAAACGCCGUGAACUCGCUGGCCGAGUGCUUCACGCAGUUGGAGAAAGCCAAGCUCGAGCUGGACAUAGAGGAGUAUAGCUUUAGUCAAACUACCCUGGAGCAAGUGUUCCUCAAGUUCUCGCACUACGACGAGGGCAAUUCUGUGGAAUGAUGAUUCGUGGUGAUAGCAAUACGUCGUUAUUGUCAUCGUUGUUGUCACGUGUCGAUCAGUGAGUCCGCGAACAAUGCGCGCAGAACGACCGUUCGUCUGCGUGCGAACGCGUGAAGAGGAGAUGUGUGCCUCCUCGAGGCGAAGACGAUGCUCGAGGCACCGCGAAACGAAAUCUUCGUUGUUCUCGUUGGCGAUACGCGCGAUCGCGUGUACACGACGAGGAGUAGAUAGAACGAUAGGGAAUGUUAUCGUUAGCCGACUAUUUCUAGUGCUGUGUUCCAAGGGAGUAUCAAGAUGACACAUCGUCUCGUGCCUUCAGAUCCUUUGUAGGGGCAAUGAAGAAACGAAUGAUGGGGGGAUACGAGGAUUGAUCGAUAGUCUUAAUAACGAGCGAUCAAAGAGAGAAACACGACGAAGAAACAAUUAUCUGACGAUUAAUGGAGUUUUAUCUUAGAAGAACAUCAAAGUCAUAAAUAAAUCAACUCGUAGAAUUCGAGGGCUCCGAGAAGCAAGCUGGAGCGAGCUUUAGAAUAGCAAUGAAACAUAUUAGAAAUGGUUCGCACUUAGAGAAAGAGACCAGUCGCCUCGAGCAGCCUCGAACUAUCAAGGAAGAAGAACAAAGCGACUUUUGAGAGCGACGGAGGAACAGUUUCAUAACCGACAGUCUCUCAGUUCAACAGCAGUAUUAACACGACAGGAAACUAAGUAUGACGAAAUAUAACCCGCGAACAGGUUCAAAUAUACUACGACAGAUUCUAGACUCGCGACCCGAAGGAGGUGUUUAAAUAAUAAGCCGCUUCGUAGCUCCAGACUGUUAAAGGAAGGCUGAACGCGGUAGAACCAUGAGGGAACAGUUAGCCACUAGUCCUAGCUAGUUCAGUUUCAAAGGGAGUAUCAAAGCCACAAGUCGCCUUGUAGCUCUAUGCUGACACGAAGAAACGCGAGAGGACGAUUAGACAGCAAGGUGGUGUUACCUCGAGGGUGUAUUCACGCACGAGCUGUUUCAACGUGUCGCAGGGAGGCUCACGUGGGAAACGACGGGGCAACGAAGAGGCCGUCGGGGGAGUCGACCCGAUCGUAGAUACCGACGAAGGUCGGACUACGACGGAUCGCCUCGUCGCUCAGAGAACGGCAAGGUCUCCGACGAAAAAUAAUCGAUAAUAGGCGAAUAAAAAAAAAUGUUAAACGCAAGGACAAUGCGCUAGUUAUAGGAUCGCGCUUCGAAGAAGCGCGUUGCUUGAAAAACUGGAAGGGAUAUAAACAAACGAUUGAAGAACGACGAGGGGAAGUUCGCGUUUCGGAUGGUGCUUCGAAGAAGUGUUUCAAGAGUCGAUCCUCCUCCCUCAAGGGGAGAUUGAAAUAAGGGGAGAACAUUGUCCCCUUUCUCUAGUUGCCGAGAACAUCUGGAGGAACAAUGAUCGAUAGAACAAUAGGAAUAAACAGUUAGGAACAAAUAGGAACCUAAAUAUAUAUAUAUAUAUAUAUAUAUAUAUAUAUAUAUAUAUAUUGGAUAUCGCGAUAUAUAUAUAUAUAUAUAUAUAUAUAAUAGCGUUGUGUGCUUCGAGGUCGAGUUCGACGUCGAUUGGCGACAGGGUGUGACACGAGUGCUGAGGGGGUGCGAGAGACGUCGCCGACGGUGGGGUGCGUUACCGUUCGCGCCGAUUAAUCGCCGUCGUGUUCUGGCGUGCACGCGCUAAACAAGAGACUCCACCGAGUUAUCUAUGUAUUUACUGUGUAAAUAGUCGCGGUCACACGCGCGCCGCGGGGGCGCAGUCUGUUGGCAUCGUCGUCUCCGACGUUCUUGUCUGGCGUUCCUUGUACCUCGGCGUUGUCUCGUCAGUAUUGAAUAAUACGAGCCGAGACAUCAUAUCGGGAUCACCCCGGCUGAUCGGCAACGUCCUGCGUCGUGCAGAAUGGCAAGGGUGAGGAGGGAAGCAGACAAGUGUUAGUCAACGUUUACGAGGGGAUGAAAGUCCCCGGGGCGUAGCGUCAAAGUUACACCGGUAGUCCACUUCGUAUUUGGAAACUUAACGAUAAUAGAUCUCGUACAGAUAUAUUGCACUGGAAUUGGAGCGCACGAGUCCUGAGUCCUACUCGACUCGGGCAGGACGACUCGCGCCGCGCAAGAAUACAGAUCGACGGCUCGGCUUGAAAUGUCCGGCUUGAGACCGACUAUUAUUUGACGCAUCCUUUGUAUCAACAGGCCUUUGUAUCUUAAUUGUUUGCGUUCUUUCUGUGGCUAUUUGCGAUGAUCUUGUGCGGUCAAAAAUUGAAGAAAUAAGUGACACGAGAAAGAUCGACAGGAACCUUUUCCGAUGAAAAAUUGUGAGUCCCCGAUGUCUCGAAUGAGAGAUUAGUUCGAGUAUAUUUAACGUGUCUCUGUUUUUUUUCUUUUGUUCUCUCUUCGCUCUUUAUCUCGACUCGCAAGGUAACACAAAAGAUUUCAUAUCGCCCACUUCUCGAGCCGAGCCGUCGAUGUAGCGUAGACGUGAGUCUUAUCAGGUUGUGCUGGAUACAGCGAGUUAUUACACGAGAGGUGUUCGAGAAGUAGCUUUUGUCGUGAGAUAACGUCACUGCGAGAGCGUACCGAUCUCCGUUUUUUGAUAGCCAACGAGUCCUGAAUUCUACGAAUUUUAGACACGAUGUCGAUACCGAUUCAGAACGAAGACUUGACGCGUGUACCUGCUAUUAUUUCCGAUAAGUCAUGAAAGCUAUUUCUUUAUUUAAGAUUACGAACAGCAAAACCCAGAACGGGGUACUGAAAUAAUUUAAAUGAUUGUUUCUCCUCCGUGCUCAAAACACGGAGGAUUAAAUUGAAAGGACGUUAAUAUCGCGCAAAUAAUCCUUUUUGUCAACGAUGUCACGGAUGUGCCGUGGUGUCCUGCGUAUGCUAUUAUCAGGUUUACACAAGAACGCGCUUCGUCUUCUCUCGUUAAGCGAGAAGAUCAAGGUGCCUUCAGCUGAAUUCCCGAAAACGAUCGCUUCACCCAAAAUCCACGACACCGUCAUGUCGCGCUUCUCGAACAGCCCUCGCAUUUUCUAUACACACAUAUUUAGAAGUACUCCGAAGAACUAUAGUCCUAAAAUAAAAGAAAAGGAAAACGCAAGGACGACACAGGCUUAUAGUUUCGAGCGCAACAGUGUUUCUCUUGUGUGAUAUAACAUGAUACGCGGACACUCUUUACUGUUGUACAUCGAUCAAAUAAUACAGCGAACGAUCUCGAGAGAAAAGCAGCCGAAAAUGCCGCUAAUAUAUCGUGGACUUAACUUUUUGCACGCGCGUCGCAUAUCCGUCGCGAUCGAUCGCGCAUCGUCGUUCGAAUGAAUUGAGUUAUAAAUUCCAAAUUAAAUCAAAUUAAUAACAAAUUAAGUUACCCUUGUCGUUGAAAAACUUUUUCGCGAGAAGAGAUUAAUCGCUAAAAGUAGCGGUAGCAAUUGUUCCCGCGCUUUAUCAAGAAUGAAUCGCCGCGCGAUCAUUGUUCGAAUGAUUCUAUCGUCAAUAGAAUGCAAAAGUUUGCAAGAUUUUACAACGACCCUUCCCACCCGAGUGACAAUCCGAACGGGAAGCACGAGUCGCUCGCACGAGUGCCGAAGAAGUGCAAGGAGCUGGAAUCGGUUUCCUGUCGAGAAUAAUUUCGCACACCUUAGCUAGCGUGGACUGAUCAACAUUAAGCAAUAUAUGCGAAAAAAAAACUAACAUAGAUACAAAUAUGUAAUUGAUGGCAUGGAUAUGGUAAAGGGCGUCAAUUAACGCGAUCGAUCGCUCGAUCAGGUCGGAAGAUACCUUAGUCCCUUCAAUAAGCAGAUUAUUUGUGAAAUGUAUCCAAAUUGUGUGAUUUCUAUAUUGUUUAUAAAUAUUCUAUGUGUGCAAGCUGCACCAAACUCGCUACUUCUUCCUUCGCCAAUGCAUCCCUCACAGAGAGAAAGAGAGAGCAACCGAGCUCUCUUCGCCGGGACCUGGAAGAAUUCCGCUUCCCCGAUUUCUUUAUCCUUCAACAUUGAUCUCUCUUUAAACUAUGUAAUUUUUACUCGUUAUAAGAAGAGAAGAGCUUGAGUUUUUCGAAUCGUAUGUAUGUGUAUGUGUGUGGGUAUAAGUGUAUGUGUGUGCGCGCGUGUGUGUCAACUGAAAAGCGAUGGCAAGAGCUGUUUUUUCGCGCCUCUUCUUGUUAAAAGGAAAAAAAUGAAGAUACAGUCAGCGUUUGGUGCAGCUUGCGCAUAAAGUUAUAAAUAAUUGUCUCAGCAUUAUAGAAUAAUCUAGAAGGGAAGCACUUCCCACGAAACACACGUGUAUAUAAACUUUCUUGGUCCUGUAAAAAGAGAGUGUAACAUGCUUUUUAUACAGAUAUCAUUCACCGAAAAUUUUAGAAAAGGGUCCCGCUUUCAUUGGUUUAUGAAAUACUUUUAGGACGAUAAGCGCGUGCUUGUCGUCCAAUUUUUCAAAGUAAAGACGUAGUCAAAUUGAAUAAACUCUAUCUAAACAUCAAACUAAAUGACGAUCGACUAAUAUAAAUAUAUAUACAUAUAUACAUAUGCAAUAAUAUAUCUCUUUCUCUCUAUCACGCAAAAUAGUUAAUUUAUACUUCGGAUCGAGCAUCCCGAAAUUUUGGCAUUUUCGCGACUUACGUUGCGUUAUGUUACUUUUAGAAUAGAGAAAUACCAUAUUUCCAUACAUAUUUCCAAUUUAGUUGUUAUUAUAAACAUAUUUUCCAGCACCCGUACGAAGCAAUUAUACGAAUUGAGUUUUUAUCGCGAAACUAGCAAAUAAAUGCUAACACUAUCGAUCUCCAGUGAUUGAAAUUAAUAGGGGAAAAUAAUAUUUUGAUUUCUGCUCUGAUGUGUGUCCAACGUGUACAUGCAAUUAGCAUAAUUUCGCAAAAUGCAUCACGAAUUAUUGUUGUCACGGUUUUACGUCGCAUAAUUUUAUCGCAGCUAUUUAUUAUUUGUUUAUCGUUUAGUGAGUUAUUAUUAUAAUCGAUAGCCUCCUCUCGCCCCUUCGCGAAAGAGAAUAAUUAUUUUUAUCCUUGUAUAUGCGAGCGCGUUUUCUCGCAAAGGAAGAAAGAAAGUGUCGCGCGCGCCGAGAGUUUAAAGCUUCUGUUUAUAAAAUACCAGAUCGUAUCGUCACGUCCCUGUGGAAAAUAGGUAGAUAAAGAGGAAUUGGCGGGAAUUCGCUCUGCGCGAAAUUGAAUUUCCGUAUAUCCGAGAUCGGGAAUACACUCGAGCAAGUCAGGCCAAACUUUUCCUCGCUGUCCCUGUCUAUUUGCGAACCGACGCUGUUUUGUAUUGUACGGAUAAUCAGAUAAAUAAUUCGUUCAAUAAUUUAAUUCACGCUUAAAUAAAUUAAAAGAUAAAAAUAAAAUAGUUUCGAAGAAAAGAGAUUCGAAGGCGAUCUCAGAAACAAACACCAUCUUCAUUCCAAACAUUAGGGAUUCGCAAUUUCACAAAACAGAAUUCCCGUCAGCUUUCCUCUCGACCGGCUAUUCUUCACGGGGGUUGCACUAGACACACGUACUUCUACUCUAGCGUAUCUCGAUGAAGUUUUAUUCGAUAUAUACAUAUAAUACACGUCGAAAAAAAAUUGCCUGUCCAUAGUGUUUAUCGAGUGGCCGUUUGUAUCUCGCCGUAUCAGGACCGGCGGAGGCUUUCCGGAAGGUAACUUUGUAAAAAAUAAAAAAAAAAAAAAAACCAAAAAAAAGAAAAAAGACACAUGAUUUAGAUCGAACUAGGCUUUUCUCGUUGAUAUUUUCAAGCUUAUGUAGAACUGUUUCUUAGGGUUUUCAACAAAUUUCUUAAAAUAGAAUAAAAUCUCCGAAAGAAUUUCGUA